Molecule: messenger RNA, 8623 nt
Organism: Xyrichtys novacula (pearly razorfish)
Lineage: Eukaryota; Metazoa; Chordata; Actinopteri; Labriformes; Labridae
Source: the annotation of a GenBank genome assembly
AUGACCCUGGAGCGUUAUGUGGCCAUCUGCAUGCCCCUGCGUCAUGAAGAGCUCUGCUCCAUGCGCAGAACUUUGUGCUGCAUCUUCAUCAUACAGGGUCUCAGCACAGUUCCCUGCUUGGCUCUUCUCUUUGCAAUCUUAUCCUCAACACCUCUCAGCUUUUACUUUCAAUACAAGGUAUGUAACAUGCCAAAAAUCACUGUGCAUUAUUGGCAGCAGCAUUUCCACUCAGCUGUGUAUCAGUUUUAUUUCUUGAUCAUGAGUGUCAUCAUUGUAUUCUGCUAUGUAAAGAUAAUGAAAGUAGCCAAAGUGGUAUCAGGAGAUAACAAAGAGUCAACACAGAAAGGUCUAAGAACAGUCAUUUUACAUGCCUUCCAGCUGCUGCUCUGUCUGAUGCAGCUUUGGUUCCCCCUCAUAGAAGCUAAUACCCAUAUUCCUGAUCUUUUAGUACUUGGAAAAGUGAGGUUUUUUAUUUAUGUGUUUUUUAUUCUAGCUCCCAGAUGUCUGAGUCCUCUAAUCUACGGCCUCAGGGAUGAAGCCUUUUUUCGUGCUCUGAAAUGUAAUCUCUUUUGUGGCUUAUACAAGAAAUCACCAGCUUUUAAAUGAUGAAUUCAACUCACAGUUAUCAAUGACUACUUGAGUUGUGGGCUUAAAUAUCCGUGACAUUUUCAUUUUCAUUUCUCUGGUGCUUAAUAUAUAACUGCAAUCAACUUUUUCCUUUCUUGCUGAAAAUGUGUCAAAGUCAGACCAGUAGUGAGUAAGAAAUCAUAAUGGUAGUUCUUUAUUCUUAACAGCUGCUGAUGUUGCUUUGACGAUCAAUAGCUCACCUGGUUUCUUGUUUUAGAAUGAACUGUGAUUGCUUUAAGAGUGACACUGAACGCAUCAUGAUUUUUUCAGAUGACUGACUGUGUUUCUUUUUCAGUCUUAUCUUCAGUUUAAUGUUUACUAAUGCAUGAGUUGACUAUGAAAACAAUGGACAACUUGUAAAUGUUAUUAAUUAAAUGAAUUUUAUAAAAAUAUUUAAGUUGUAAGAGCUUUUUGUCAUUGCUGAGUUUAACUGAAUGCGCACUCUCAUUGAAAGGUUUUAUAACUGCCUCGUUGAUUUAAUACACAAACGAUGAUCACGGAGAACGUCAGUGUUUUUAAACCUAGCCCUGAUUUUCCUGUGUGUUUGUUUCUGCUCGCCUGAUGUGGAGAAUAGUUUCUAAAAUUGAUCAAGUAUUGAGCCGUUCUUUGACUUUUCCAGUGUCUCUACUCACGUAUCCUGUGUUGUCUUCCUGGCGACAGUAAGUGAAGUCUCGCGAGAUGUCAGAACAGUACUCUCCACAAACGUGAUUUGGUUGUACAAAGAUGUUUUUAGCUAGUUCCGCGGUUGCUAACUACAGCACCGCUGUCCUUCAAUCCUCGACCAGCUCCAGAAAUUGUUCACUGUGACAGUCAAAUACACAGAAGCACAUGGAAAAAAAGACAUUUUUAGGAAGUUUAAUUUUUCAAAGUAGAGAUUUUUAAUCAGAGUGUUUAUUAAACCAGUCCCCACAGGUAGCUACGGGAUUAUUCUCCACUUCACGAAAAUGCAACACCAGUUGAUAAGCAAGUCAUCAGAGAGACACUGAUAAAGACAAAAUAUAUUAAAUAAAUAAAAGACUUGGAUUUAAGGAACUGCAGACGUGGUGAGAAAAAAAAACAGUUAUCUGAAUAAAUACUCCUUUCUCUCCUGUCUUAUACAUGACAAUGAAAGCAUUACUUUUCUCCAGAUAUAUUUAUUUUCACACAAACUCAUACAAUUAUCAACACUGUGGUGCAAUGAUGGAUCAAUCUCACUGAAGCCAAAUACCAAAACAGGAGAUGUUAUAGGCCUAUUCACUUUUCAAUGGCUCUAAAGUAGCUGACACUUAGAGAUCAAAUAAAUAGUGAUAAAUAAUUUAAACAUCCAUAAAAAUUAAGUUAUGUAUAUUUCACGUUUUCUCCUUUUAAAUAUGUCUUGCAGGGUAAACCAUCUUAUAUGAUCCAAAAAGAAAAGAGACAGAGAAGAGAGAUAAAAACAGAAAAUGUCUGUUCAUCUCAGUCCUCUCUAAGAUAAACUUCAUGCACCUCAAGCUCCUCACUAUCCCAUCUGAAAGCAGCAUUUUCAGCCAUUUUGGGCAACCUAGAUGUUUGUUCUUGCUGCAAUGGAUGUGUGUUCAGCUCCUGGAUACAUCUGAAAACACAGAUCUUGUCAAAAUACUGCUUGUAAUAGACAAGCAACAUGGCAGCAAGUUGAGUUUGUUUUAAAUCAUGUGUUUCAGCACUUCAUCCAGCCUUAAAACUACAGAUUCACUGCAUCACACAUUUUAUUUACCUGAUUUAUGAGCUGCCUUGGCUGCCACUUGUUUUUUUUUUUUACUUUAAAUAUAAGUAUUUGUUAUGAUCAAAACCAUCAUAACCUUACUUGUAUUAUUUAUUGACAGUGAAAAAAAAGAUAGUCAUUGUAAAAUAUGACCAAAACAGUCAGAAAUCUUGAGUCAUUCAAUGACAUCAAAUGAAAGUUGAAGGUUUUCAGAUACAUACUAUCACAGCUAUGUGAUACCUCUUUCUUAAAACACGGACAGUUAAACAUUUACAAAAGUAUAAUCAGAUACUUUUAAGAUUCUAUUAUUAUAAUAAUAUGUUUUUAUUAAGCAAUGCUAGAAAACUUUAGAAGAAAGUCUGUAAACUUAAACUAUCUGGCCUACACAGGCAUGAGACACUCAAAGUGAAAUUUCAUCAUCCAGGGGAAAAAGUUCUUGGUGUGAUGUCUUGUCUUGUGUAACUUUGAUGCAAUAAUGACCAUAACAAGUUCACUGUCUGUAUUCCUGUGUGACAAAACAAACUCCAGUGAAACCAAUUUAAGCUGCUGUUUAAUGGCUUCAUUAAUUAUGCAAAGACUUCUCUGUUGGUGCAAAACAUCUGAAGACUUAGUUAACACUUCAUCACUGUUUGAAAACUUUAGAUAACACUCAAAAGUUUGAUGAGAGAUUUUUCUCAAUGUUUUGUUUAAAGUAGGAUUUAUCUUUCAAAACCUCAAAAAUCUAAGUCCUCUUACCUCAUCACUACAAUAAGGGAUGCAAGAGGAGAAGAGGAAGAAAAUAGGAAAGUACAAGUUGCUAGAUAGACAACAGGGAAAGUAGAGCCUCUGCCGGCCUUUUUGGGCCAGAGUUGACCCUUACUGGACUCCGGCUGUAUGUUCUAUUUCCCCUUAUUCGCCCACUCCAUUAAGGGAUACAGGGAAGUGAGAGAUAACAACAGAAAAGUAAAAGGUGCAAGAAUGAGAACAAGUAAAGCAGAGCCAGAAGAAGAAGCCAGUUAAGGCCUGAGCUCACCCCUCAAGGUCAGUCUGUACACAUCUACCUCCCCCUACUCCCCCACUUUGACAUGGGAAACAAGGAGAGGACAGAGAGGAAACCGGAGAGUCAGGGAUGUUCAAAAGAGGACAGGGAAAGCAGAGCCAAGUCAUGAAGCCUGGUUGGGUCAGAGAUCAGAUCUGCCAUGUUGGGCUGCAUGCUCGAGCUCCGCUUACUCCCACAUCCAACAUGAGAUGAGAGAAGAGCAGAGAGACAGAUAAAAAAGAGGUAAACAGCUUCUCCGAGUCAUUUGAUAGUUACAGUGAACCCUCUUCAUCAUACCUCUACUGGACCAACACUUACUUUAAAUUCUUGCUGUUCAGCUUCUUCUCCCAGCCAUACACAUCUCAGCCUUUUUUCAAUAAGUACAAUGAUAACCUUCUGUGGGCUGGUCUACUUUAGUGCACCACAGGCCUCAGGUGAGUGAAAAUUAACUGCUGUGGAAUAACAAGUUUUUUUUUCCCUGUGUAUCAAUCCUGUUUCUUGUUUCUCUGUGUAUCUCUAGGAACAAUACCAUUUUUUGAAAGCUAAGUUGAGUACUACAAACAGACUAUAAUUUAAUGUACUGCCAUUUAACAGUGGUGCAGGUACACUCCUGACUCUGACCUUUUGGGCCAUGAUUUGACCUUUGGUGACAUGUCUCUAAUCGUGUAACCACACAUAUGUAUUAUUGUAAUUGUUGGUCUCUGUCCAUCUCUCUCUUUUCUGCUUUUCCCUCUAUCCCCUCUCUAAACCCACUGCAGUAGGAGCAGAUAACUGUCAUACAUGGGUCUGAUUCUGCUCAAAGCUUAACCCAUCAUCACAUUGGGUCUGUGUAAAUAUCAUGAAGAGUAGAGUCUAGACCAGCUCUUCUUGUUAAGCUUCAUGAGAUAAUAUUUGUAUUAAAUUGGUGUGAUAUAGAUAAAGAUUAAUUCAUUGAUUUAUUGAUUGAUCUCAGUAGCAGGUGAAUCAAAUUGCAAUGAAAUACAGUAUGAAUAUUCAUAUUGUCCAAACACAAAGCCUUGGGACUGUAGAGCUGAAAAAGUGGAAAACUCUCAGUGUCACGUGUGUUGUGUGCCACUGGGAUAAUGAUGCCUUGUUUACUUCAGGAUACAGCCUGUACAGGGAGGGACCACUGAGGGUGACAGACAGUGAGCAGGAAUGACAACAGUGCUUUAAGAGAGGUUAAAUUUGCUGUUACUUUGCCUGUAUCCUGGUCACUUAUGUGAAGUCAUCUGUGGACAGCACUUGCUCUGAACUCUUCAAAGACGAUCACCAGUCCUUGGAAACCUGAGGCUAAGAGGUUUGGCACAGCAAUGAAUAUUGGGAAAUGACUUUAUGUAAAUGAUUAUUUUAGAAUGAAUGCAGGUUUGCCUUUAUCUUUUUCUCUUUCAAAAUCAUUAUCACAGUUCGACAUUUUUCACUGCUUUAACAGCUACCUGCUGAGGAGAGUGAUGGCAAAUAACACCUUGCUGGAUGGUGCUGGGUUCUCUCUUCAGUUAUUUACGUACACCUUUGUUAUUAUUGUGCAGAUUGUGGUUGUCAUUUUUCUCUGCAUUAACAUUUUCUUAAUUGUAACAUUUUUCCAGAGGGAGUGCUUUAACACAACUGCACGCUACAUCUUAUUUGCUGUUACCUUACACACAGAUAGUCUGAUUUUAAUCAUCAGUGAUUUCCUGCUUGUCUUGUCAUAUUUUAGAGUCACAAUGCCAAUAUGGGUUUGUAUGAUCAUCCUUUCUAUGAUACUUCUGUGGGUUGUUGUCACACCAGUUACUUUGACAGCCAUGACCCUGGAGCGUUAUGUGGCCAUCUGCAUGCCCCUGCGUCAUGAAGAGCUCUGCUCCAUGCACAGAACUUUGUUCUGCAUCUUCAUCAUACAGGGUCUCAGCACAGUUCCCUGCUUGGUUCAUCUCUUAGUCAUCUUAUCCUCAACACCUCUCAGCUUUUACUUUCAAUACAAAGUAUGUAACAUGCCAAAAAUCACUGUGCAUUAUUGGCAGCAGCAUGUCCACUCAGCUGUGUAUCAGUUUUAUUUCUUGAUCAUGAGUAUCAUCAUUGUAUUCUGUUAUGUAAAGAUAAUAAAAGUAGCCAAAGUGGUAUCAGGAAAUAACAAAGAGUCAACACAGAAAGGUCUAAGAACAGUUAUUUUACAUGCCUUCCAGCUGCUGCUCUGUCUGAUGCAGCUUUGGUUCCCCCUCAUAGAAGCUAAUAUUCGUAUAAAUGAUUUUACAGUACUUGCAAACUUGAAGUGUUUUACUUAUGUUUUUUUUAUUCUCACUCCCAGAUGUCUUAGUCCUCUAAUCUACGGCCUCAGGGAUGACACUUUUUUUCGUGCUCUGAAAUGUAAUCUCUUUUGUGGCUUAUACAAGAAAUCACCAGCUUUUAAAUGAUGAAUUCAACGCACAGUUAUCAAUGACUUCUUUAGUUGUGGGCUUAAAUAUCAGUGACAUUUUCAUUUUAAUUUCUCUGGUGCUUAAUAUAUAACUGCAAUCAACUUUUUCCUUUUUUGCUGAAAAUAUGUCAAAGUCAGACCAGUAGUGAGUAAGAAAUCAUAAUGGUAGUUCUUAAUUCUUAACAGCUGCUGAUGUUGCUUUGACUAUCAAUAGCUCACCUGGUUUCUUGUUUUAGGAUGAACUGUGAUUGCUUUAAGAGCGACACUGAACGCAUCAUGAUUUUUUCAGAUGACUGACUGUGCUUCUUUUUUCAGUCUUAUCUUCAGUUUAAUGUAUACUAAUGUAUGAGUUGACUCUGAAAACAAUGGACAACUUGUAAAUGUUAUCAAUUAAAUGAAUUUUAUAAAAAUAUUAAAGUUGUAAGAGCUUUUUGUCAUUGCUGAGUUCAAGUGAAUGUACACUCUAAUUGAAAGGUUUUAUAUAAAAAAAAAAGGACAGAGAGGAGGGAUAAAAAAAGCAAGUGUCUGUUUGCCUCAGUCUUCUCUAAGAUAAGCCUCCUGCACCUCAUGCUCCUCACUAUCUCAUCUGAAAGCAGAGUAUUCAGCCAUUCUUUGGAUCUCCUCCACCUUGGUCUCGGCCAGCUUCUUAUCUGCAUCUGCUGACAGUUACGAGCCUCCUCGACCUGUGACUGGGCCACCUGGAUGUUUGCCCUCACUGCGAUGGACGCAUGUUCAUCUCAAGGAGACACAAAAACAUUGAUUGUAACAAAAUGCUGCUCAAAUUCAACAAUCAACAAGACAGCAGAUUAGGCUUGUUUUAAAUCAUGUGUUUCAGCACUUCAUCCAGCCUUAAAACUACAGAUUCACUUCAUCACACAUUUUAUUAACCUGAUUUAUGAGCUGCCUUGGCUGUCACUUGUAUUGUACUUUUUAUAAUGAGUAUUUGUUAUUAACAAAAACCAUCAUCAGCUGGCUUGUAAUACGUACUGACAGAGAAAAACAAAAUCGUCACUGUAAAAUCUGACUAAAGAGAUUGGAUGUCAUGACUCAUUCAUUGACAUCAAAUGAAAGCUGAAGGUUUUCAGAUACAUACUAUCACAGCUAUGUGAUACCUCUUUCUUAAAACACAGACAUUUAAAUAUUUACGAAAAUAUAAUCAGAUACUUUCAAGAUUCUAUUAUAAUGACAUAAUUUUAUAAUCAAGGCUAGAAAACUUUAGAAGAAAGUCUGUAAACUUGAACUAUCUGGCCUACACAGGCAUGAGACACUCAAAGUUAAAUUUCAUCAUCCAUGGGUAAAAAGUUCUUGGUGUGAUGUCUUGUCUUGUGUAACUUUGAUGCAAUAAUGACCAUAACAAGUUCACUGUCUGUAUUCCUGUGUGACAAAACAAACUCCAGUGAAACCAAUUUAAGCUGCUGUUUAAUGGCUUCAUUAAUUAUGCAAUAAAUUAUUGACUGAUCUCAGAAACAGGUGAAACAAAUUGCAAUGAAAUACAGUAUGAAUAUUCAUAUUGUCCAAACACAAAGCCUUGAGCCUGCAGAGCUGAAAAAGUGGAAAACUCUCAGUGUCACGUGUGUUGUGUGCCACUGGGAUAAUGAUGUCUUGUUUACUUCACGAUACAGCCUGUACAGGGAGGGACCACUGAGGGUGACAGACAGUGAGCAGGAAUGACAACAGUGCUUUAAGAGAGGUUAAAUUUGCUGUUACUUUGCCUGUAUCCUGGUCACUCAUGUGAAGUCAUCUGUGGACAGCACUUGCUCUGAACUCUUCAAAGAUGAUCACCAGUCCUUGGAAACCUGAGGUACAGUGGUUUGGCAUAGCAAUGAAUAUUGGUAAAUGACUUUAUGUAAAUGAUUAUCUUAGAAUGAAUGCAGGUUUGUCUUUAUCUUUUUCUCUUUCAAAAUCAUUAUCACAGUUUGUCAUUUUGCACUGCUUUAACAGCUACCUGCUGAGGAGAGUGAUGGCAAAUAACACCUUGAUGAAUGGUGCUGGGUUGACUCUUCAGCUAUUCACAGACCGUUUUGUUAUUAUUGUGCAGAUUGUGGUGGUCAUUUUUCUCAGCAUUAACAUUUUCUUAAUUGUAACAUUUUUCCAGAGGGAGUGCUUUAACACAACUGCACGCUACAUCUUAUUUGCUGUUACCUUACACUCAGAUAGUCUGAUUUUAAUCAUCAGUGAUAUCCUGCUUGUCUUGUUAUAUUUAAAAGUCACAUUGCCAAUAUGGGUUUGUAUGAUCAUCCUUUCUAUGAUACUUCUGUGGGUUGUUGUCACACCAGUUACUUUGACAGCAAUGGUCCUGGAGCGUUAUGUGGCCAUCUGCAUGCCCCUGCGUCAUGAAGAGCUCUGCUCCAUGCGCAGAACUUUGUGCUGCAUCUUCAUCAUACAGGGUCUCAGCACAGUUCCCUGCUUGGUUGUUCUCUUUGUCAUCUUUUCCUCAACACCUGUCAGCUUUUACUAUGAAUACAAUAUAUGUGUCUUGCCAAAAAUCACUGUGCAUUAUUGGCAGCAGCAUGUCCACUCAGCUGUGUAUCAGUUUUAUUUCUUGAUUAUGAGUGUCAUCAUUGUAUUCUGCUAUGUUAAAAUAAUGAAAGUGGCCAAAGUGGCAUCAGGAGAUAACAAAGAGUCAACACAGAAAGGUCUAAGAACAGUCAUUUUACAUGCCUUCCAGCUGCUGCUCUGUCUGAUGCAGCUUUGGAUACCCCUCAUAGAAGCUAAUCUCCAUAUUCCUGAUACUGUAGUACUUGGAAACCUGAGGAUUUUUACUUUUGUGUUUUUUAUUCUAGCUCCAAGAUGUCUCAGUCCUCUAAUCUACGGCCUCAGGGAUGAAGCCUUUUUUCGUGCUCUGAAAUUUAAUCUCUUUUGUGGCUUAUACAAGGAAUCACCAGCUUUUUAA